Molecule: messenger RNA, 1863 nt
Organism: Penicillium soppii
Lineage: Eukaryota; Fungi; Ascomycota; Eurotiomycetes; Eurotiales; Aspergillaceae
Exons: 7
Coding region: 1-1863 (620 amino acids)
Source: RefSeq, a predicted model, not a curated record
AUGGCUUCCCAUCUAUCAACCGGCGCUGGGAUCUCCCUGGCUGAGCUGCCAAAAUCAAACAACUUCACAUCUAAAUUACCAGCUGAUCCGGCUUUUGAAACACCAGAGUCUUCGCAUACUGCGCCGCGGGAAACUCUGGGACCUCGUAUGGUGAAAGGAGCUCUGUUUACCUAUGUCCGUCCGGAGCAGUCCGAUGAGCCAGAAUUGUUGAGUGUGAGCUCCAAGGCCAUGAAAGAUUUGGGACUAAAGCCCGAUGAAAAAAAUUCAUCACAAUUCAAAGCACUGGUCGCUGGGAAUGAGAUCUGGUGGAAUGAGGAACAGGGCGGAAUUUAUCCGUGGGCCCAGUGUUAUGGAGGAUGGCAAUUCGGUUCAUGGGCUGGACAACUUGGAGAUGGGCGUGCAAUCAGCCUUUUCGAGUCUACCAACCCGCAAACAAAUACGCGAUACGAGCUGCAACUAAAAGGCGCAGGAAAAACACCAUAUUCACGUUUUGCGGACGGUAAAGCGGUGCUCCGGUCGAGUAUCCGCGAAUAUGUGGUCUCUGAAGCCCUCUCUGCCCUUGGUAUUCCAACCACCCGUGCACUCUCGCUCACUUUGGUCCCGAAUGUUAAGGUACUGCGAGAGCGUCUUGAACCAGGAGCAAUCGUUGCUCGAUUUGCCGAGAGUUGGUUAAGAAUUGGCACCUUUGAUCUUCUUCGCGUUCGUAAAGAUCGUGAGCUGAUCAGAAAACUUGCGGUAUAUGUCGCAGAAGAUGUCUUUGGAGGGUGGGAAUCUCUUCCCGCUAUUGUGUCACUCCGUGAUCAGAUAUCCGCCGCUGAGAUCGAUAGUCCCUCCAGGGGCAUUUCUAGUGACACGGUACAAGAACACCAGGAUGUACAAGAGAAUCGAUUUUCCAGAUUGUAUCGGGAGAUUGCUCGCCGCAAUGCAAAGACAGUAGCCGCAUGGCAAGCCUAUGGCUUUAUGAAUGGAGUGCUGAACACUGACAACACAUCAAUUUAUGGCUUGUCGCUGGACUAUGGUCCGUUCGCAUUUAUGGAUAACUUUGAUCCCGCGUACACUCCGAAUCAUGAUGACCAUAUGUUGCGAUACAGCUACCGAAACCAGCCAAGCAUUAUUUGGUGGAAUCUGGUUCGACUUGGUGAGUCACUUGGUGAGCUGAUUGGAGCUGGAAGCCGAGUUGACGAAGAGAGCUUUGUGAAUAAUGGAGCAUCGGAUGAGUGGGAAGCCGAACUUGUGAAAUGUGCAGAGAACAUCAUCGAACGUACAGGCGAGGAGUUCAGAGCAGUCUUCUUAAACGAAUACAAACGACUGAUGGGCCAGAGACUUGGACUCAAGACACAAGCCGAGUCAGACUUCCAGACCCUCUUCUCAGAGAUGCUGGACACACUCGAAGCACUUGAGCUGGAUUUCAACCAUUUCUUCCGUCGUCUGUCAGGGCUACCACUGUCCAAGUUGGAGACUGAAGAAAGCCGAAGGGAGGUGGCCGCGGUUUUCUUCCAUGCUGAAGGCUUCGGCGGGAUCGGCUACACUGACGCCACCGCCAGAGAUCGUAUUGCGAAAUGGCUUGAUAGCUGGCGGGCACGUAUUCUUGAAGACUGGGGGCCCGGAAAUGACGAAGAAAGACAAAAUGCUAUGAAAUCAGUCAACCCAAAUUUUGUGCCCAGAGGCUGGAUUCUUGACGAAGUCAUCGAGCGCGUUGAACGCAAGGGAGACCGAGAAAUUCUUGACCGGAUCAUGGAAAUGUCUUUGAGCCCGUUCAAAGAUCAAUGGGGUCUUCACAAAGAAGAAGAAGAGCGUUUUUGCGGGGAUGUCCCUAACGCAGUGCGUACAUGCAGCUCACUUGACGAUAUCAAUGGUGUAUAA